Molecule: messenger RNA, 1953 nt
Organism: Centruroides sculpturatus (bark scorpion)
Lineage: Eukaryota; Metazoa; Arthropoda; Arachnida; Scorpiones; Buthidae
Product: probable ATP-dependent RNA helicase DHX35
Exons: 17
Coding region: 102-1946 (614 amino acids)
Cellular component (GO): catalytic step 2 spliceosome; intracellular anatomical structure
Molecular function (GO): RNA binding
Source: RefSeq, a predicted model, not a curated record
UCCGAUUUAAGAUGGCGGCGCCCAUUGAGAAAUACAUUGUGCUUUGGUUUUAGUGUAAUUUCACUCAUUAUUGUUAUUUUUCACGAUUUUAUCUAAUAAAUAUGUCGAACAGACAUAGAUUUUGGAAACCAGGAUUCGAAACGGGUGAUCAAAGUACUGAUCGACCUGAAGAAGGUGAAACAGAAAGGACUAAUUUUGUUUAUAAUCCACAUUCGUCGUUAUCAAUUCAGAAGCAAAGACAAAGAUUGCCUAUAUUUAAAAAUAGAAACCAUAUUUUACAUCUUUUGGAAAAUUAUCAGACUUUGAUAAUAGUAGGAGAAACAGGAUGUGGUAAAAGCACUCAAAUACCUCAGUAUUUAUUAGAAGCUGGAUGGUGUUCAAGUGACAUGGUAAUUGGAAUUACUGAACCAAGAAGAGUUGCUGCAAUAACACUUGCUACUAGAGUUUCUGAAGAAUAUGGAGGUAUUUUAGGUCAAGAAGUUGGAUAUAGUGUUAGAUUUAAUGAUAACUACAAUCCAAAAGAAACAAAAAUAAAGUUCAUGACUGAAGGAAUUCUUGUAAGAGAAAUGAUGGGAGAUCCUCUUCUCAGAUCAUAUUCUGUUUUAAUGUUAGAUGAAAUUCAUGAACGCACCAUGUAUAGUGACAUUAUUCUUGGAUUGUUAAAGAAAAUAUUAAAAAAACGAUCGGAUUUAUGUCUGAUAAUAUCUUCAGCAACAUUGGAAGCAGAAAUGUUACAAGAAUUUUUUAACUUUAAAAAUAAUACAAUUAAUGGGAUUGAAGAUACCUCUGUCAUAUUAUCAAUAGAGGGUCGUGAAUUUCCUGUUGAUGUUUAUUAUCUUAAGGAACCUACACCAGAUUAUGUGAAAGCAUCUGUUGAUACAGCAAUGAAAAUUCAUUAUUCAGAAGAAAAAGGUGAUAUCUUAAUAUUUUUAACAGGACAAGAAGAAGUAGAAAGUGCAGUUACUUUAUUAAUUGAACAUGCUAAAGAAAUCAAACAAAAACAAAAUCAUAAUAAAAUAUUUGUUUUACCUAUGUAUGGAGCUCUUCCUGCUUCAGAUCAGAUGAAAGUUUUUCAGUCUACUCCAAAUAAUGUUAGAAAGAUAGUGGUUGCUACAAAUAUUGCAGAAGCAUCACUUACAAUAAAUGGAAUUGUAUUUGUAAUAGAUUGUGGAUUUGUAAAAUUACGCUGCUACAAUCCUUAUACUAAUACAGAUUCACUUAUUGUUGUACCUGUAUCACAAGCUUCAGCUGAACAGAGGGCAUUAUUGUUNUUUCAUAAACUUGAAAAAAAUACAAGACCCGAAAUUCAACGUACAAGUUUGACAUCAAUUCUUCUUCAAUUAAAAGCUUUGGGCAUUGAUAACAUUUUAAGAUUCAAUUUUCCUGCUCCACCAGCAUCUAAAAAUGUAAUAAAUGCAUUAGAAUUGUUAUAUGCACUUGGAGCUCUAGAUGAUGAUGGGAAGUUAACAAAUCCUUUAGGUGUGAGAAUGGCAGAAUUUCCAUUACAUCCAAUGUUUGCCAAAAUGCUUUUAGUAUCAGCUGAAUUUGGUUGCUCUGAAGAAGCAGCUACCAUAGUAGCUUUGUUACAAGUACAAAAUAUAUUUCUUUCACCUCCUAGACAGACAAUGCAAGCUGUUAGUACUUUAUUCAAAAAUUUCAUUAAUCGAGAAAGUGCUAAACGAGGUCUUACUAUACUUUUAAAAAAUAUAAAAGUCAAAGUAACCUAUAACCGAUGUGUAUCCAAUUGUUCAUUAAUGAACAAUUGGAUACGCAUUGGUUAUAAGUUCUGUGAUGUUGAUACUAUCUGCCGUUGCAUUGUUGCUGGCUUUUUUGCUAAUGCAGCUUAUUUGCAUCAUUCUGGAGAUUAUAAAACAAUCAGAGGAGAACAUACCCUUCAUAUUCAUCCAUCUUCAGUGGUGUAUAGCCAAAAACAACCACAAUGGUAAAUAAUCA